This is a messenger RNA of Cladocopium goreaui, 1624 nucleotides long. NCBI's taxonomy places the organism in Eukaryota, Dinophyceae, Suessiales, Symbiodiniaceae. The record is from the annotation of a GenBank genome assembly.
GAGAGCUUUUCCUCUCACAGCCGUUGGCUCUUAAGGAGGGGAUUUGGCUUAGGGGUGAGCCAUUUCGUUUCAAGAUGCUGAGGGUUUUGCUUUUCUUCGCUGGGGCCCUUGCGAGCACCUUUGAGGAUGCGCAGCGACUGCCGUUCAAAGGCUACUGCGCCAAAGCUCCUCAAGCGCAGCAAUCGGGUUUCCCAGAAGCGCCGCCCGCGCAUAUUCUGCAGGAGGCAAAGCUCCAGUUGAGUGGUAUCCAGCUGGUUUUUCGCCAUGGUGCUCGAGAUCUGUCAUCGGACAAGCCCUGCUUCAAGCCAAUGAGGCAAGCGUUCAAGAACUGCUCCGUUCAAACCUUGGUUUCUUUCACUGGCCUUUCUCCCUCCGAGCCACUGCCACUGGUGCGUGAAGUUCUGGAUGCAUAUCCUCUCAGAGAGGUGCAACUGCCGGGCUCGGGCUACACCUCGGGCUUGAGUGGCUGCGGCCUGGGAGUGCUGCUGGAUGCGGCGAUUCCGCAGACCAAGGCGCUGGCCGCGGAAGUGCGGCGAUAUUUCCCGCGACUUCCGGCCAUGCCAAGCAGGAACACAACACGGCUGUAUUCCACUGGCAAAUUGCGCACAGAAGCCACGCUUUUCUUGAUGCAGCGGGAACUGUUUGGUGAUACUCCAGGUGUCCGCCUCUUCUCACGACCAGUGACCAGCGAUCCUUGGGACCUGAACCAACAUUGUCCUCGUGCUGGGCUCGCACGUCACGCCAGACACUACAAGUCUGGCCCAAAUCUGAUCACCCGGCGCUUUCCAGACUUCGCAAGACGCUGGAAGCAGGCUUCUGGCACGGAUUUCCAACCCAGCUUCAAAGACUGCUUGCUUGUGGCGACAUGUUCGGGACAGCAUACACUUCACUUGCCACAGUUGUUGCAGCCCGGCAGCCCUUUGUUCAAAGAGGCUUUGAGAGUCUCCUUGAAAAUGUACCAAGAACACUACAUGAGGGACCCAGAAGCUCUUCAUUUGCUUGCAGCCCCCGUCCUUAUUGAGCUGGAGCAUUUCAUGAUCAUGCAGGCCACACAAGGUUCCCCAUUGCUGGCGAUGUGGGCCACGCACGAUACGACCAUCCUGGUCUUCUUAGCUGCCCUCGGGGUUUGGGAUGGUCAAUGGCCUCCCUACACAGAUACUGUCGUCCUGGAAGUGUAUAAAGAGAGCAACUCCACUUCACUGUCAAACGAGUCAUACUUCAGGUUUUUGCAUCAUGGAGUCCCAGUGGUGUUUCCUUGGUGUGAAACACAAGAAAAAGAGAUCCGCUCCGAUCUGAUUCCAGGGCUGUGCAACGUGAAGGCCUUUCUGCCUCCAUGGAUCACUCCCUAUCGAAAUAUGCAACGCCUUCGUGACGCGUGUGCAAGGACAGCCCCGGCAGGACUGGACGCUGAAUUUCUGCAUGAGGAUCACUUGGCCUCUCAAGAUGGUUUCGUGGAGUCGUGGAGCAGAAAUUCCUUUGUGAUGUAUGCACUGUAUGCGCUAUCCUGUGGCGUUUUUAUGUGCCUUGGUUACUGUUGGAGGGAGCUCAGGGAGCUCAACAGGUGGAACUCCCAGUUUUGCUCUGCACAGCUUGAAACCUUGCUGUCAUCUUGACGGGAUCAAAA